Ziziphus jujuba (common jujube) is the source of this 5557-nucleotide messenger RNA. RefSeq names its product ARF guanine-nucleotide exchange factor GNOM. Gene Ontology annotation, molecular function: guanyl-nucleotide exchange factor activity. Gene Ontology annotation, biological process: regulation of ARF protein signal transduction. Bases 611 to 5008 code for a protein of 1465 amino acids. The transcript has 5 exons. The record is from RefSeq and is a predicted model, not a curated record. NCBI's taxonomy places the organism in Eukaryota, Viridiplantae, Streptophyta, Magnoliopsida, Rosales, Rhamnaceae.
ACCUUAUUAUCGGACGGGUCAGAAAUUCGGGCAAAAAGGAGAGAAAUUUUACAGGUACGGGAAGGCCGCAGCGAAGGAGCGGUGGACCCUCGGCUGUGGAAAUGGGUGUGUGAUGGAAUCCCAGUGAACCGUGAAACGUGGUGACUGACUGUUUUUUCGAGUCGAGUGGUUUCGGCAACCAAGGCCCAGCCCUACCGGGACUCUCUUUCUUCCUCAUCGGGAUCGUCUGGCCUCUGAUUAGGGUUUCCACCAUUCCCCCCCACCUUCUGCAAAUCUCAGUUUCUGUUCUCAUGCUAUCUCAUCAACUGGGCUCUUGUCAAGAUUGGUUGGAUGUUUGUUGCAUUUAAGGUCCUUUUUGUGAUUCAGAUACUGCCUUUGGAUUAAUGAAGAAAAUUUAUACUAGGCUGCUAUAUGGUUGUAGUAGGAGGAAGAGUGAUCAGACUCUGAGGACUGUUUCUGGGCUGUGGCACUGAAUUGUUGGUUGCUCUACGGUGAUAAUAGAGUGAUUGUGAAGAUAUGCUGUGCUUAUGUUUCUUCACCUUCUGUGCUAAAGUUAGUGAAUUUUAAAUACGGGUAGAACUUAGUUCUAUCUUAAGAAUACUGUUCAAAUAUGGGGCGCUUGAAGCUGCAGACAGGAAUCAAAGCAAUCGAGGAAGAACCUGAGGACUUUGAUGAUACUUAUUCCAAUAAAACUACUUUAGCAUGCAUGAUUAAUUCAGAGAUAGGAGCCGUAUUGGCAGUUAUGAGGAGAAACGUUAGAUGGGGGGGCCGUUAUGUGUCAGGUGAUGACCAGCUGGAACACUCUCUAAUUCAGUCUUUGAAGGCAUUACGCAAGCAGAUAUUUUCAUGGCAGCAUCAGUGGCAUACCAUCAAUCCUGCGGUAUAUCUCCAGCCAUUUCUGGAAGUGAUUCGAUCAGAUGAAACUGGUGCACCAAUCACUGGUGUUGCUUUGUCAUCUGUCUACAAGAUCUUAACACUUGAUGUGAUUGAUCAAAACACUGUAAAUGUGGAAGACGCAAUGAGCUUGUUGGUUGAUGCUGUUACCAGCUGUCGAUUUGAGGUUACUGAUCCUGCAUCAGAAGAAGUAGUACUGAUGAAGAUACUACAAGUACUUCUGGCUUGCAUGAAGGGUAAAGCAUCUAUUAUGUUGAGUAAUCAGCAUGUAUGCACUAUAGUCAAUACAUGCUUCCGCAUCGUCCAUCAAGCAGGGACAAAAGGUGAAUUAUUGCAGCGGAUAGCUCGGAAUACCAUGCAUGAACUUGUUAGAUGUAUUUUCUCACAUCUCUCAGAUGUUAACAACACAAAAGGUGCAUUGGUAAAUGGAACCAAUACGAGCAAGCAGGAGAUUGCUGGGCUUAACAAUGAGCAUGCAUUUCAAAGUAGACAAUUGGAUAAUGGCAAUAUGAGUUCUGAAUAUGAUGGUCAGUCAUUAUCCUUGAAUCUUGCUUCCAACACUUCAAUGGGUGCAGAAGCGGCUGGGUUAGAUGGAGAUACAAUUGGAGCUGGUACUGGCAAAAGCACUGUUCCAUAUGACUUGCAUCUCAUGACUGAGCCAUAUGGAGUUCCCUGCAUGGUGGAAAUAUUUCACUUCCUUUGCUCUUUGUUAAAUGUUGUUGAGCACAUGGGAAUGGAUCCUAGAUCAAAUACCAUAGCAUUUGAUGAAGACGUGCCUCUUUUUGCAUUGGGUUUGAUUAAUUCCGCUAUAGAGUUGGGUGGGCCCUCCAUACAUCAACACCCUAGGUUAUUAAGUUUAAUACAGGAUGAAUUGUUUCGUAAUCUAAUGCAGUUUGGCCUUUCAAUGAGUCCACUUAUUCUUUCAAUGGUAUGCAGCAUUGUUCUUAAUCUGUAUCACCAUUUGCGUACUGAACUCAAACUACAGCUUGAGGCAUUCUUUUCAUGUGUGAUUUUGAGGCUUGCACAAAGCAGAUAUGGAGCGUCUUACCAGCAGCAGGAGGUUGCUAUGGAGGCUCUUGUUGAUUUCUGCAGACAGAAGACAUUUAUGGUAGAGAUGUAUGCUAAUUUAGAUUGUGACAUAACAUGCAGUAAUGUCUUUGAAGACCUUGCUAAUCUUUUGUCCAAGAGUGCUUUCCCUGUCAACUGCCCAUUGUCAUCAAUGCACAUUCUUGCGCUGGAUGGUCUUAUUGCUGUUAUUCAGGGAAUGGCUGAGAGGGUAAGUAAUGGGUCAGCUGGAUCAGAAUAUACCCCUGUGACUCUGGAAGAAUAUACCCCGUUUUGGAUGGUGAAGUGUGACAACUACAAUGAUCCAGACCAUUGGGUUUUAUUUGUUCGCCGAAGAAAAUAUAUCAAGAGGAGGUUGAUGAUUGGAGCCGAUCACUUUAAUCGCGACCCCAAAAAAGGAUUAGAGUUCCUUCAAGGAACGCAUCUCUUGCCUGACAAACUUGAUCCUCAAAGCGUGGCCUGCUUUUUCAGGUAUACUUCUGGGUUGGAUAAGAAUCUUGUCGGGGAUUUCCUGGGAAAUCAUGAUGAGUUUUGUGUUCAGGUUCUUCAUGAAUUUGCUGGGACUUUUGAUUUCCAAGACAUGAAUUUGGAUACUGCAUUACGACUUUUUUUAGAAACAUUCCGACUGCCUGGAGAAUCACAAAAAAUACAGAGGGUUCUUGAGGCAUUCUCAGAGAGAUAUUAUGAGCAGUCACCACAUAUCCUGGUUAACAAGGAUGCUGCUCUGCUAUUAUCAUAUUCUCUCAUAAUGCUGAAUACAGACCAGCACAAUGUACAAGUGAAGAAGAAAAUGACAGAAGAGGACUUCAUCCGGAAUAACCGGCACAUCAAUGGAGGCAAUGACCUGCCUAGAGAAUUCCUAUCAGAGUUGUACCACUCAAUAUGCAAGAAUGAGAUCCGCACAAUUCCAGAACAAGGUGCCGGUUUUCCUGAAAUGACCCCUAGCCGUUGGAUUGACCUAAUGCACAAAUCCAAGAAAUCUGCCCCAUAUAUUGUAUCAGAUUCCAGGCCCUACCUUGACCAUGACAUGUUUGCUAUAAUGUCAGGGCCAACAAUUGCUGCCAUCUCUGUGGUAUUUGAUCAUGCUGAGCAUGAGGAGGUCUAUCAAACAUGUAUUGAUGGAUUCCUAGCUGUAGCUAAGAUCUCAGCAUGCCAUCAUCUUGAAGAUGUGCUGGAUGAUCUGGUUGUGUCACUCUGUAAGUUCACGACAUUGUUGAACCCAUCAUCUGUUGAGGAGCCUGUGCUAGCUUUUGGUGAUGAUGCAAAAGCCAGAAUAGCAACUGUCACAGUUUUCACUAUUGCCAAUAGGUACGGUGAUUAUAUUCGUACCGGUUGGAGAAAUAUUCUGGACUGCAUUUUAAGGUUGCACAAGCUUGGCCUUCUUCCAGCUCGUGUGGCCAGUGACGCAGCUGAUGAGACAGAGCUGUCUGCUGACACUGGACAGGGAAAGCCUCUAACGAAUUCUCUAUCCUCUGCUCAUCUGCCUUCCAUGGGUACUCCAAGGAGGUCAUCUGGAUUGAUGGGACGGUUUAGUCAGCUUUUAUCUCUUGACACAGAGGAGCCAAGAUCUCAACCUACGGAACAACAACUUGCUGCUCAUCAACGCACCCUUCAGACAAUUCAAAACUGUCAUAUUGACAGCAUAUUUACUGAGAGUAAGUUUUUGCAAGCUGAAUCUUUAUUGCAGCUUGCACGAGCACUGAUUUGGGCUGCAGGGCGCCCCCAAAAAGGGAAUAGCUCUCCUGAGGAUGAGGAUACUGCAGUUUUCUGCUUGGAAUUGCUAAUUGCAAUUACCUUGAAUAACAGGGAUAGGAUUGUGCUGCUGUGGCAGGGUGUAUAUGAUUACAUAGCCAACAUUGUUCAGUCUACUGUCAUGCCCUGUGCCCUGGUUGAGAAGGCUGUUUUUGGACUUCUCCGUAUUUGUCAGCGGCUGCUUCCUUACAAAGAGAACCUUGCAGAUGAACUUUUGAGAUCACUGCAACUUGUUCUGAAACUUGAUGCCCGGGUUGCUGAUGCAUACUGUGAGCAAAUUACGCAGGAAGUCAGUCGCCUUGUUAAAGCAAAUGCCUCUCAUAUCAGAUCCCAACUGGGUUGGCGGACGAUUACCUCCCUACUCUCCAUCACUGCCAGGCACCCUGAAGCCUCAGAAGCGGGAUUUGAUGCAUUAUUUUUUAUCAUGUCUGAUGGGGCACACUUGUUGCCAGCCAAUUAUGUUCUCUGUGUUGACGCAUCAAGGCAGUUUGCUGAAUCUCGUGUUGGACAGGCAGAGCGUUCUGUUCGAGCACUGGAUCUUAUGGCUGGUUCUGUUGAUUGUUUAGCACAGUGGGCCUGUGAGGGUAAGGAAGCAAUGGGAGAGGAGGAAGCUGUGAAGAUGACUCAGGAUAUUGGGGAGAUGUGGUUUCGGCUCAUUCAGGGACUGAGAAAAGUUUGUUUGGACCAGAGAGAAGAUGUUAGAAAUCAUGCUAUACUGUCUUUGCAAAAGUGCUUGACGAGAGUGGAUGGGAUACAUCUUUCUCAUGGUUUAUGGUUACAAUGUUUUGAUCUAGUGAUCUUUACAAUGCUGGAUGACUUACUUGAAAUUACGCAAGGACACCCAAAGGACUAUCGGAACAUGGAAGGAUCACUUGUCCUUGCGAUGAAGCUCUUGCCCAAAGUGUUUUUGCAGUUGCUUCCUGACCUAUCUCAGUUAACAACCUUCUGCAAAUUAUGGCUUGGUGUUCUUGGUCGAUUGGAAAAGUAUAUGAAGGUGAAAAUUAGAGGUAAAAAAAGUGAGAAACUUCAGGAACUAGUACCUGAGUUGCUCAAGAAUACCUUGCUUGUCAUGAAGACAAAAGGUGUGCUUGUGCAAAGAAGUGCACUGGGAGGGGACAGCUUAUGGGAGCUGACAUGGCUUCAUGUUAACAACAUUGCUCCAUCCUUGCAAUCCGAGGUUUUCCCUGAUCAAAAUUUGGAGCAUUCACACAGUAAGCAAGGUGAAGCAGGGGAAGAUAUAACAUCUGAUGAAAUGGGCCAUGUACCUUCAACUGAAGGUGCUGCUGGUGGUGGUUAGCCUGUUAUACAAUAUAUUGCCAAUGUCAUGGCGAUGCAUGUUCAUAAAUUACUAAGCAAACUCGGUCCCUACCAUUUGAGUUAUUUAUAAGGUGUAAAAUACUGAAGCUAGCGGACCGCAUGUUGAUUCUUGUUGGAGAGUUGCCAAAAGCAGCAGAUUGGCACGCAUGGAAGGAAUCCUGUAUCUAGUUGAAUGAAAAGCCAACCAGAUAGAUUGGUCAGUUUCCUUUGUUACAAUAUCCUUAGUCAUUGAACCGGUUUUCCCUCAUGUUUUUCCUCCGCAAAACUUUAUUAUGGUUGAUGUCAAGAUAAAUAGUGGUUUUUCCCUAAUGAGAUGUUACACUGGCCUUGUAGUAAGGUACUUUUAUAGGCUGAGAAUUUGAUCACCCUUUUGUUUUUUAAUUCUGUCACAUUGAGAAAUCGCAAGGGAAAGAAGUUGCUCUCUUCCAGAAUGUAAGAAAUUCAUCAAUAGUUUUUAUAUCGGCUUGCUUAUUGUUUGUACAGAACUGGUUUGUUACUUUGUACUGCUGAGAAGUAUAUUUUUCACUCA